AACCUUUCACGAGCAGCGAAGAAUGGAGAGAGCCGCUAACGACACUCCGCUGUUAGCGUGAAACAUCAGUCACAAACAAGUCACACUGAAAACCUUUCUAUCAAGCUCCGGGUUACUCGUGUACAUCUUGUCGUGGCAGACACACACGCCGUGUCCUGAUCGUGUGGAUUUAUCACAGCGAAGGUCUACCACCUCCUUCCUGUGACAAAUGUUGAGGCCAGAGAUCAGCCUGUUCAACAACUGUUAGAGGUGACAGGGCGAGGACGGGGAGGAGUGCCGGUUUGCUGUGCCAGGUUGUGUCUCAUGAGAGUGACUGUGCCAUCCAGGCACUGCCAGUGACUAGGGCUGUGGCUGUGGUGGGCCCGGCCCAGGAGGCCUCUUCGUACAUCACUCCAGGCUCCUGCUGACCUGUGCUGCUCACACCAUGGAUCAACAGAGAGAUAAAUAUGGCGAGCGGCCCGCCAGGAGCACUAAAGUUUCCCAGGGAAGCCGCAGCGGACACUCGUCCCGACCAUCUGGCUCCUCCAGCUCAUCUGGGGUCCUCAUGGUGGGGCCGAACUUUCGAGUGGGCAAGAAGAUCGGCUGUGGAAACUUUGGUGAAUUAAAACUCGGUAAAAAUCUCUACACCAACGAGUAUGUAGCUAUUAAACUGGAACCAGUGAAGUCGAGGGCACCACAGUUGCAUUUAGAGUACCGGUUCUACAAAACACUGGGAACUACAGCUGAAGGCGUGCCCCAGGUGUUUUACUUUGGGCCCUGUGGGAAAUACAAUGCCAUGGUUCUGGAGCUGCUGGGACCGAGUCUAGAGGACCUCUUUGACCUUUGUGACAGGACCUUUUCACUGAAGACUGUCUUAAUGAUAGCUAUUCAGCUGAUUUCUCGAAUGGAGUACGUGCACUCGAAAAACCUCAUCUAUAGAGAUGUGAAACCUGAAAACUUUCUCAUCGGACGGCAAGGAAACAAAAAGGAACACAUCAUCCACAUCAUCGACUUUGGUCUGGCCAAAGAGUACAUCGACCCCGAGACCAAAAAACACAUUCCAUACAGGGAGCAUAAGAGCUUGACUGGCACUGCCCGAUAUAUGUCCAUCAAUACGCAUUUAGGCAAAGAGCAAAGCCGGCGAGACGACCUGGAGGCCUUGGGCCACAUGUUCAUGUAUUUCCUUCGUGGGAGUCUACCAUGGCAAGGACUGAAGGCCGACACGUUGAAAGAACGAUACCAGAAGAUCGGAGACACAAAACGAAACACUCCCAUCGAGGUCCUCUGUGAGAACUUCCCAGAGGAGAUGGCCACCUACCUGCGAUAUGUGAGACGGUUGGACUUCUUCGAAAAGCCCGACUAUGAAUAUCUGCGGACUCUGUUCACUGAACUGUUUGAGCGAAAAGGAUACACCUUUGACUACACUUACGACUGGGUUGGCAGGCAGAUACCCACACCAGUGGGGUCUGUCCAUAUAGACUCUGGAGCAUCUGCUGUGACGAGAGAGAGCCAUCCUCACAGAGACCGACCAUCACAGCACCCACCCAUUAGAAAUCAGACAGCGGUCUCAGAUCGACGAGGAGCAUGGGAGGUGCAGCCCACACGCCAAGCAAACUCCUCCUAUCUGACCUCCCACCUGGCAGCGGACAGGCACGGGGGCUCAGUGCAGGUGGUCAGCUCGACCAACGGGGAGCUGAACGCAGACGAUCCGGCUCAUUCCAACGCUCCCAUUACAGCUCAGGCAGAGGUGGAAGUGGUCGACGAGGCCAACUGCGUGAAAAUGCUCAACCUGUGGUGCUGCUGUUUCUUCAAGCGAAAACGGAAGAAGAACACGCCGAGGCACAAAUGAUCAUCCACCACCGGCCUGAAAGUUCAGAGUGUCCGGCUCAGUUGAUCGUGAUUUCAGAAAUCAAUAAGGUCCCAUUCUGAAUAAAAAGAGGGAGACAACUUUAA
Epinephelus lanceolatus (giant grouper) is the source of this 1932-nucleotide messenger RNA. It is a transcript of the gene csnk1g1, whose product is annotated as casein kinase 1, gamma 1. Gene Ontology annotation, molecular function: protein serine/threonine kinase activity; ATP binding. Lineage: Eukaryota; Metazoa; Chordata; Actinopteri; Perciformes; Serranidae. The record is from RefSeq and is a predicted model, not a curated record. Gene Ontology annotation, biological process: protein phosphorylation.